UCCAUGGCUUGUAAAUUUGUUUGUAGUACCACUUCAUGUGUCAUGACCCCACUGGACUAGCCUCUCUGGAGAGGAUCCAACUAGUCGUCCACCAAUUCCCACACAAUAAAAACCCACUUCCCCUUCUCCACAUUUCAUUUUUUUGUUUCAGUUUCUUCUCCCACCUCUUCCUCUUCUUUUCUUUUCAGCAGUUUCUCAUCUGUCUGCCCAUUAACAUGGCUGAGAAAAAGGUGGUGUUGAAGCUCUUGACCAUGACUGAUGAGAGAACUAAACAGAAAGCCAUGGAAGCAGUUGCUGAUAUCUAUGGAGUGGAUUCAAUAGCAGCGGAUCUAAAAGAACAAAAGUUAACAGUCAUUGGAGAAAUGGACACAAUUGCAAUAGCAAAAAAGCUGAAGAAGAUCGGGAAGAUUGAUAUUAUAUCAGUUGGACCAGCUAAAGAACCAGAGAAGAAACCUGAAGAGAAGAAACCAGAGGAAAAGAAACCAGACCCACCAGCAGCGGCGGCAGCAGCUGCACCAGCCAAAAAACCAGAAGAGAAAAAAUGAUGGAAAGAAAUAUAUAUGAGACCCCAAUUCUCUCUUUGAUUGAUUUCUUUGUUAGAUAUUAUAAUUAGAUUUUGGAGAUAUAUAUCUAUAGACUACUGUUAGUUCUACAUCAACGGAGGUGAAAAUCAAAAUAUUUUGUGAUCAAAUAAGAAGACAUUAAUGAUAUUAUUUUCUAUGUUCUUUA
Molecule: messenger RNA, 729 nt
Organism: Papaver somniferum (opium poppy)
Lineage: Eukaryota; Viridiplantae; Streptophyta; Magnoliopsida; Ranunculales; Papaveraceae
Product: heavy metal-associated isoprenylated plant protein 12-like
Exons: 3
Coding region: 36-545 (169 amino acids)
Molecular function (GO): metal ion binding
Source: RefSeq, a predicted model, not a curated record